Molecule: messenger RNA, 693 nt
Organism: Tetrapisispora phaffii CBS 4417
Lineage: Eukaryota; Fungi; Ascomycota; Saccharomycetes; Saccharomycetales; Saccharomycetaceae
Exons: 1
Coding region: 1-693 (230 amino acids)
Source: RefSeq, a predicted model, not a curated record
AUGGCAGUAUUGAAGUCUCAAAUCUUAAUCACCGAUAUACCAAAGGCUACCUUUUCCUCUGAUUGGUCUGCCAAGCUGAAAAGUUCUAUAUUUGAGGAACAUUUUCCAGAAGCUGUGAGAAACUUACAGUAUUACACACCUUUACAAUUUUUAAAUAGAAUUGUAAUUAUAUUGGAUGAUGAGACAGUGGCGACUAAAAUAUAUGAGUAUCUAAGGACUGAAAAACUAAUAUUAAAUUUAAAUGCAAAACUUUAUUUGACUGAGAAUUUGACAAAACCACGUUCAAAAUCUUCUUCGCAGGUUGGCCUAGAUAUGCCACUUUCUGAUGACUUUUUGAAUUUGAGAGUUGAUCCUAAUUCUAGUGCUAAACAACCUGGCGAAGAUGGAGCUUUUGCAAAACCAUUACUAUCGAUAGAUACAGAUCCUUCACAUACUGGUAUUAGUACUGCAUCUCUUCAAGUUGGUAGUCCAUCACUUUCCCCAGAUAAAUCGUGCAUUGGCUCACCAACUUUACUUAAAUUUUCAGAUGAUGAUCAAAAAUUGCAUUCCUAUCAAGAACCUCUGCCUAAAUUAAAUGACAUAAACAAACUAGAAACAGCUACCUCAAAUUCAUCUUCCAAUUUGAAUAUCAGAAAAAAUAAAGAUUCAUCUGAGCCAAUGAGUCCCUCUAUUACCAUUAAGGAUUAUUUAUGA